Sparassis crispa is the source of this 1545-nucleotide messenger RNA. RefSeq lists its product as hypothetical. The record is from RefSeq and is a predicted model, not a curated record. The coding region runs from base 1 to 1545 and encodes 514 amino acids. The transcript is spliced from 6 exons. NCBI's taxonomy places the organism in Eukaryota, Fungi, Basidiomycota, Agaricomycetes, Polyporales, Sparassidaceae. Gene Ontology annotation, molecular function: protein binding.
AUGCAGCCAGCGCAGCUCUGGAAAUUACCGUCCGAAAUCUUGAUUGCUAUACUGAAAUAUCUCGAUUUCAAGGAGUUGCUGAAAUGUAACCUUAUAUGCAAAACAUUCCGUCACAUCGUUGCUCAGUCCUUGGAGUUACAGUACAUCAUUGAACUUGCUGCAGAUGGCAUGGUCGACGGUCCUCCAGGCCGUAUGACGACCGCGGACCGACUACACCUUCUUCUCGACAGGCGACGCAGGUGGCGGACACUUGACUGGACGAAAAAGACGCUGGUAUCCGUUCCAGGACCGUGUCAGGCCUACGAACUCGUCGGCGGCGUCUUCGCCAAGUCGAUGAGCGUUUCAAACCUGGUGGGAUCCCGUCAUUUUAUCGCUACUUGGCUCCCGACACGCUCGGAGCCUGCGAUCAGCAUCGUGCGGGAUGAUCUGGGGAUAGCGACUCGCGAUUUCGCGAUUGAUCCGUCGCAGGACCUUAUUGCGUUCGUCGAUGCCGACGACAAUAGUCCAAACCGUGGCUUUCUCCUCAAGAUCCAGUUCCGUACUAUCAGCACGAAUAAGGCGCACCCACAGGCACGUUCGACAGAGGUUCGUGCGCCGAUUCCGUUCUCCCUUGGCAGCUCGUUUGUCCAGAUCGUGGACGAUAUCGUGGGCAUGUUUUUCUGGGUGCAUGGUCCGGGGUUGAUUAUCUGGAAUUGGAUGACGGGUGAAAUUUUGGUGUACUGUAUCGGGUUUGACUUGCCGGCGGGAACGUGGGACUUUGCCUUUCUAUCGAACAGGGCGUUCAUGCUCACGGCCACUGCGGGUUCUGGAUCAGUGGAAAUCUUCUCGUUCAGUGGACAUACGCGCAGUCGCGUGCCGACGCAUGUGGCGAAGCUGAACUUGCCAAGGUUGAAGCACGGACAGGAGCCGCACCACUUCUCAUCGCACUCAGGUCCAUUCGUGCAUGGGCCAAUUGCAGGGAAGCCUUUUGAGACUGCACGUGAGGCGCGAGUGCACCUUCUGUCGCUACAUUAUGGACAGCGUGGACCACAAAUCCAUCUGUUUGUCCAGAACAAAUUCUUUCUGUCCUUGAUUCCUGAAAAUAUUGGUUCGGGAGAAAACUGGGCAUGUGUGGAGCGACCAUGGGAGAGUUGGGGUCCUGCGAACACCCGUUUCAUGGAGCACAAUGUUCAGUUUCAGUGGCUGAGAUACGUUCAUGGCCAGCGAGUGGUGCUUCCUCCAUUUUUGCCGAACGGGCAAAACCCGAUCUGUCAACUCUGUGUGAUCGAUUUUAACGUCCAUAAGAAGCGUAUCAACGAUCCUGUGGACGCAAACCAACCCGCAGAGAAUUUGGGGCAGUACAUAGUGAUGUGCGAAGCAACCAGAGUCGCCGCUGGCGAUACGUUCCAGGCGGAAGUAGUUACCUACUUGCCAUACUCGGUGACAACUCGAGCUGGUCCUUACAGUUAUGACGGCUUUAUGAUUGAUGAUGAGAGGAUCAUAGGCGUGAAGUCGCCAGCAUUCGCAGAAGGAACUAUGAGCGAUGCCGACGUCUUCACGUUCUGA